Molecule: messenger RNA, 6288 nt
Organism: Microplitis demolitor
Lineage: Eukaryota; Metazoa; Arthropoda; Insecta; Hymenoptera; Braconidae
Gene: drpr
Product: protein draper
Exons: 14
Coding region: 607-3681 (1024 amino acids)
Molecular function (GO): scavenger receptor activity; protein binding
Source: RefSeq, a predicted model, not a curated record
UCUCAACAAUGAGGGUACUGAGCAAGUAAACUCAGCAGUUUCAAGUUUAAAAUCCGUAUUCACCAUUCGGUUUCAGUACAAUGUGAGACACCGUCAGUAGUCGUUGUUAUUUUACUCCGCGCAAUUCAAAAUAUAAAUACAUUCUGUUUUAAAACUUUUACAAAAGUCAUUGUUUACUUUUCUAAUUUAUCAUAUUCAUGCUCUCACUGGUGAUAGUGAAUGUGAUUACGCUCAAAUUUAUUUAAUCUCUGCUAUGUGGGUUUAUUUUUUAAUUGGAUUACCUGUUAAAGUCAAGGUUAAUAUUCCAGAGAUAUUCAAAUGUUAGUAUUUAAUUACUAAGAAUUUUUCGAAAAAACAAAUGUAGAAUCACCGGUUAAUUAAAAAAAUCAUGGAUUAUGAUAGACUAGUAGUAGAGUUUUAUGUGAGAGUAGAGAAUUUUAUCUGUGGAUAUAGAAUACAAUAAGUCAGAGGAAAAGAGACACGUUUUUAGUGACGAAGGGUGUCUGCAGUUACUCUGUAGCAAUAAUUAGUAUUAUCCAGCGUCUGAAGAUCGUUGGAGGAAAAGUAAAAUACGUGAAUAAAUAUAAAGGCUGAAGAAGAUCAAAGAUGAAUUCAAGAGUAUUGUUGUCUGUACUGACACUAGUUACUACUGUGUUUUAUACUCUAGCUGUACUUGAAGGUCCAAAUGUCUGCGUUCGUCAAGAAGCAUAUACUGUAACAGUAAAUAUAUCAGAAGAAAAACCAUAUGAAAUACGGCAACACAAGUGGUGUUUUGCCGUCCCGCCAAGAUGUUCAAGUUAUCAUAUGGAAUUUAAAACAGUAUACAGAAUAGAGGUUUUAAAUAAAACUAGACCAGUAGAUGAAUGCUGCAAAGGUUAUGGGCAAACUGCAGCCGGUGAUCGAUGUGUUGCUAUUUGUAGUCAAGAUUGCGUACACGGUACUUGUGUUGCUCCUGAUGUAUGCACUUGUGAACAAGGAUAUGGCGGUCCUUCAUGCGAUAUUCAAUGCCCAGCAGGUAAAUGGGGAAAACAUUGUAGUCAAAAUUGUAAGUGCAUGAAUGGCGCAAUAUGUGAUCCAUUUAAUGGGAAAUGUAAAUGUACGAAAGGGUGGACUGGUGAUAAUUGUGAUCAAAAAUGUCCGCCUGACCAUUAUGGCCAAGAUUGUGGAGAAGAAUGUCGGUGUAGAAAUGGCGGCAGUUGUCAUCAUAUUUCUGGAGAGUGUCAUUGUGCUCCUGGUUACACUGGGCCUCUUUGUGAUGAUCUGUGUCCUGAAGGUCGACACGGUGACGAAUGCAAAACGGAAUGUAAAUGUCAGAAUGGCGGUCAUUGUUCACCAACUGAUGGUAAUUGUUACUGCACUCCUGGAUGGACGGGUCAAGUUUGCGGAAAUAGAUGUCCGGACGGUUAUUGGGGUCAGAAUUGUACUCAAGAGUGUGUUUGUUACAAUGGCGCAGCCUGUAAUCACGUAACGGGUGAAUGUAUAUGUAAACCAGGUUACCGUGGACAUGAGUGUUUUGAAGUUUGUCCUCGUGAUAAGUGGGGUUUAAAUUGCGAAAAUGAGUGCAGUUGUCAAAACGGAGCUGCAUGUUUACCAAACAAUGGUACGUGCAUGUGCAAACCUGGAUGGGAGGGCGAACAAUGCGAAAAACGAGCUUGUCCUGAUGGCCGAUGGGGCAAAAAUUGUCAGAAGGUAUGUGAGUGUGAAGAAUCCAAUACCGAGCUUUGCCACCCAUGGACCGGUAGCUGUAUCUGCAAGAUCGGGUGGGAUGGUGCCAAAUGUUCAAGACCAUGUCCGUAUUACUAUUACGGCAAAGGCUGUGAGGAACGCUGCGUUUGUAAAAAUAGCGCCCAAUGUUCUCCGGUAGAUGGAACCUGCAUUUGUGCUGCUGGUUAUCGCGGCAAAGAUUGCAGUGAAAAAUGUACUAAUAAUUCGUACGGUGAAGACUGUUCUCAAAAAUGUGCAUGUAAAAAUGGCGCUUCUUGUUCCACGGAUGUUGGUCGCUGUAAUUGCACGGCAGGAUGGGAUGGUGUACUGUGUGAUCGACCUUGUCCAGACGGUUCAUUUGGUAAAGAUUGUGCAGAUAAAUGUCAGUGUCUUAAUAAUGCUGCUUGCGACCCACAAAAUGGGACGUGUACAUGCGGAGCGGGUUAUAUUGGCGAGCACUGCCAGCAGCGUUGUUCUCAUGGACUUUUUGGUCAAGGCUGUUCUCAAGUUUGUGACUGUGAAGAAGACAAUACUCUAGAUUGUGAUCCUACAACAGGACAUUGUAUUUGUAAGCCGUCGUGGCAAGGAGUAAGAUGUGAAACACGAUGUCCGAUUGGUUAUUAUGGUGACGACUGUCAGUCACUUUGUAAAUGUAAUAACAAUAGUUCUUGUGACCCCAUAACUGGGGCUUGUGUUUGCGCACGCGGAUGGGAAGGUUCCGACUGUUCUCAGCCUUGUAAACAUGGAUGGUACGGUGUACGAUGUAAAGAAAAAUGUCCGCAAAAAAUUCACGGAAAUAUGACGUGCGACCACGUGACUGGGCAAUAUGUGUGCAGACCAGGUUAUUUAGGAUUGACUUGUGAGCACUCGUGUCCACCGGAUCGGUGGGGUCUCAAUUGUCUAAAUCAUUGUGACUGCAAGAAUGACGGCGAGUGUCAUCACGUCACGGGAGCCUGCCAGUGUCGGCCAGGAUGGAAGGGAGAUCGCUGUCAAACGCCAUGCGCCCAAGGUACUUUUGGUGUUAAUUGCACUCAGAAUUGCAAGUGCCAAAAUGGCGGCAAGUGUCGUGCAAAUGACGGAGUCUGUAGGUGCGUUCCUGGAUGGACCGGAGCUCGAUGUACUGACAUCUGCCCAGAAGGUUACUACGGCGACCACUGUAUGGAACCAUGUGAGUGUAAGAACGAUAAUUUCCAAUGCCAUCCCGCCAAAGGGUGCGUCUGCCGCUACGGCUACACUGGUCCAAACUGUGAGGACGAAAUAUUGUCACGCAAUGUCCAAGAAAAGACUGAGUCCAGCGUAGGCAGUGUCGUAGCCGGUAUAUUUGCCGCGAUAAUCGUAAUUGCCGCGACUCUCGCCGCCUGGAUGUACCACCGACGUCGCGUGGCGAACCUCAAAAUGGAAAUGGUCCAGGUUCAGUACGUUGCCGAACCCGUAACUCCUCCAGACCGUAACCAUUUUGACAAUCCUGUUUACUCAUGUCAACCAAAUUCUCCUCGCACUGAUGACGCGACAAUGCUCUUAAAUAAUGGAUUAAUUAGAAAUAAUUUAGGGACUAAAAGUAUUAACAGUGAAAAAGCUAAAUUAGGGUUAGGGUUAGGAUUAGGAUUAAAUGGAACAGGUGCGAGUUGUUAUGGAGACGAGGACGACAAUGACAGCAGUAAAGGCGCCUAUGGGAUACAGUAUGACCAUCAAGCCUCUUUGAAAAAUAAAGACGCUGAUUUGGGUAACCCUAAUGUUAAUGUUUACCACAGUAUUGAUGAAAUGGACAGCAAAAAAGGCCCUGAACAUCUUUACGAUGAAAUAAAACAAAACAAUGCGGAGCUAGAGUACGACCACUUGGAUUACACGCGACCAUUGAGUGCAUGGAAGCCGCACUAUCAACGCAUGGCAAAUGGCUUCGGUCCCAGUAGAGACGGAAGUGGUUCCAGCAAAAGUGGCUCCAUUAAUCCUCAAGACCCGGAACUUGGGCGCCAGUGAAUCUCUUUGAAACAAACUUACUCUUUGUUUCAGUUCUUUGUUCGAUCAAGGAACCGAACAAAUAAAAUUUUUUUAUUUUAUUUUUUUCGACUUCUAUUUGCGCGGAUUUUAUCUGUGCAAUUGAGACUUGUAUAUAUUUUAUAAGAUUCAUCUUUAAGUUUUAUUAAUGCAUGAUUAAUAGUUAUUAAUAUAUCGAUAUUAUUUAAUCACUGCCUAGAUUAUAGUCUAGGGUAAUAAGUACGCGUGUCUACCAUGCAAUUCAGUGUCUUAAGGUUGAAAAAUAAUUUCAAGACCAUUUUCAGACAGUGAAGUAUUCAAAUUUUGAUAAUUAAUUUAAAAAAAAAUUAAGCUAUUAAUUGAAAAAAGGACAAUGCAGUUACAAUUUCGCCGGGACAUGGAUUUAAAAAAAAAUAUUUACACUUUAUUUCAAUUAGGAGUUAAACGAAAUGGAAAAUGACUGGAGUAAAAUUUUCAUGUCAAAUUUUUUAGUCUUUUAACUCUUAAUUAAUAACAACUGUAAGUAAUUUUUUUUAAAAUCUAUAUCUCAGAGUAAUUGUAACUGCGUUACUGUCUUUUUUUCCAAUUAAUGCUUUAAUUUUUCUAAAAAUAAUUAAUAAAGUUUUAAUACUCUUGUGACAGUUCGUCAUUUAAUAUUUUUAAAAAGGGGGGGGGGCACUGUCUGAGAAUGACUUUAAUAUUUUAAAUAACAAAUAAAAGAAAAAAGUUUUCCAAGACCGCUACUUUUUCAAGACGUAACAAGUUAAUUAUUUUUCGAUUUGUUAUGAAAUUUAGAAUUUUCCACAGUACGAUUUUCUGUAAAAAGUAAAUGUCGUAUUUAAAAUCGUUAAUUCUUCUCUUGACGUAAAUAUCAUUUUUAUUGAAAUAAAAUUUGAAUUAUCGUAAAAUUAUGUGAAAUAAAAAUUCUAGUAAUAAAAUUUGUUGUUGAAACUCUAGACACAUUUUUUCACGUAAGUUUUCUAUCAACGCGAUUGCUGUUGCAAAUUUACAGACGUUAAAUUCAUGAGAUUAAAAACGAUGAUUAACUGCUCAGAAUAUUGAUUUAUAUUUAAUCAAUUUAUUGAUAAUUCAGCACACAAAAUAUUCAAAAUUUCCUCCAAAUAAGCUAUUGCUCGAUUUUAAUUAACAAGUAGCGGUCUGUAUACAUAUUAUGUAUAUACAUAUCAAAAAUUUUCAUCUUUCACAUGAUAUGACCUCUAAUAUUUGAACAAUUGAUUUUUUAUAUAAUUUAUACUUCCUCGGGUUGCAAUUGAUCUAAUCUGAUCAAAUCUUAACUACGACUAUUGAUUUUAAAUUAUUCUCUAUAUAUAUAAUAUGUACAUAUUAGACUUCGUCAGAUAAAAUGAAUAUUUUUUUUUCGGGGCCAUACAAAAAUUACGUUGACUGUAACAAAAAAAAAUUUGGUACCAAGAUGGACCCUUCAACUCAAUUACGAAACGCGCGCUCGCUUAAAUAAAAUCUUCUUUUCAAAUAACAUGGGAAAAUUUUUUUUUUAACUUUGGGAUCUUAUUACUUGUUAAUGGACCAUAACGUACAUUUGUAGAGAAUCGAAUGCUCUACAAAAAAGAUCUCUUAUAAUUUUUUGAUAAAUCUAACCGUUCCAAAAUUACUUUUUCACGAAAAGUGUUUUUCAGUAUUUUUUCAAUAGAAUUAAUUUGUAAAAACCUAUAUUAUUUUAAAUAAGAGAUUAAAAAAUUAUUAAAUAGCAUAUUUUGAUUGAAAAAAUUGAUUUCAGGAAAAUAAUACAAAUUUUUCUCAUGUUAUUUCAAUGGAAAAUUUUAUUGAAACGAGUACGCGCUUUGUAAUUAAAUUGGAAGGCUCAAAUUAUUACCCAAUUAUUUUUUGUGUUACAUACAAUAUAAUUUCCGUAUAGAACAAAAAACAAAUAUUCAUUUUAUUUAGCGCAGUCUAAUAAGACAUAUAUAUAUAUUAGAGUGUCUCAAAAAAUCGACUUCUUUUUUUUUUCGAAGAACAUUGAAGAAUCGACAGAGUAUCUCUAGACAAAGACCCUGUUAAAAUAUGAGACCUUAAUAUUAAUAUUUAAAGGUGGCGAUUCACGAUUUUCUAUUUUCUAUUUAAAUAACAUGGGGAAAAAAAAAUUAUAAGUUUGGAAUUUUAUACCUCGGCGAUAACUUAUUGAACAGCUAAAUUCAGGACAUAUUUUUAUCGAGAAUUAAACGCUCUACAAAAAAAGUCUUUUAUCAUUUUUUGAUAAAUCCAUCCGUUCAAAAGUUAUCCGAGCUCGAAGUCAAGUUAGAGUAAAUUUCAAGAUCAUUUUACUUUUCCGGUGAAACUAUCGGACUUAUCACAAAAUGUUAUAGAAUUUUUUUUGUAGACAAUUUUAUUUCCUACACAUUAGUAUUGAUUAAUUUUUUUGAUAAGUCCGAUAGUUUCGCCGGUUUUAUACCUCGCCGAGGUAUAAAAUUCCAAACUUAUAAUUUUUUUUUCCCCAUGUUAUUUAAAUAGAAAAUAGAAAAUCGUGAAUCGCCACCUUUAAAUAUUAAUAUUAAGGUCUCAUAUUUUAACAGGGUCUUUGUCUAGAGAUACUCUGUCGAUUCUUCAAUGUUUUUCGAAAAAAAAAAAAGUCGA